Molecule: messenger RNA, 1489 nt
Organism: Oreochromis niloticus (Nile tilapia)
Lineage: Eukaryota; Metazoa; Chordata; Actinopteri; Cichliformes; Cichlidae
Product: nuclear factor 7, brain-like
Exons: 2
Coding region: 1-1392 (463 amino acids)
Molecular function (GO): protein binding; zinc ion binding
Source: RefSeq, a predicted model, not a curated record
AUGUCUUAUGUUAAUGUAUCAGAGGAGGAUCUCUGCUGUCCGGUCUGUCAGGAGGUCUUCAGAGAUCCUGUUCUUCUGUCAUGUAGCCACAGCUUCUGUAAAGACUGUCUGAAGAGAUGGUGGAGAGAGAGACCAACACACGAGUGUCCAGUUUGUAAGAAAAUAUCAGUGAAUGAUCCACCUUUAAACCGAGCUUUAAAGAACCUGUGUGAGUCGUUCUUACAGGAGAGAGAUCAGAGAGCUUCAGAGGCUCUCUGCAGUCUGCACUCUGAGGAACUUAAACUCUUCUGUCUGGACCAUCAGCAGCCAGUGUGUCUCGUCUGCUGUGCCUCAGAAAAACACACCAAGCACAGAUUCAGACCCAUCGAUGAAGCUGCACAACAACACAAGAAGGAACUUCAGGAAACUCUGGAGCCCUUAAAGAAGAAGUUAAAGGUUUGUGAAGAAGUUCAAGUGAAGUUUGAUCAAACAGCAGAACACAUUAAGGUCCAGGCCCGACACACAGAGAGGCAGAUUAAGGAGCAGUUUAAGAAGCUUCACCAGUUUCUAGCAGAGGAAGAGGAGGCCAGGCUGGCUGCACUGAGGGAGGAAGAGGAGCAGAAGAGUGGGAUGAUGAAGGAGAAGAUGGAGGCUCUGAGCAGAGAGAUAGCAGCUCUUUCAGACACAGUCAGAGCCACAGAGGAGGAGCUGAGAGCUGAAGACGUCUCAUUCCUGCACAACUACAAGGCUGCAGUGGAAAGAGUCCAGCGCUGCCCCCUGCUGGAUGAUCCACAGCUGCCCUCAGGAGCUCUGAUAGACCAGGCCAAACACCUGGGCAACCUGACCUUCAACAUCUGGAACAACAUGAAGGACAUGGUCUCCUACACUCCUCUCAUUCUGGACCCAAACACUGCUCAUCCAAAACUCAUACUGUCUGAAGAUCUGACCAGUGUGAGACGAGAAGGAGAGAAGCAGCAGCUUCCUGAUAAUCCAGAGAGGUUUGAUUAUUAUGCCUCUGUCCUGGGCUCUGAGGGCUUUAACUCAGCGACUCACAGCUGGGAUGUUGAUGUUGGAGACAGUACACCAUGGGAGCUUGGUGUAUUAGCAGAUACUGUGCAGAGGGAAGGAAUCAUACGGUCUGGAUUAUGGAGAAUAAGGUUAUAUAAAGGUAAAUACUCAGCAUGUUCACCAUCAACUAAAACUGCUCUCUCAGUUCACAAGAUGUUCCAGAGGAUCAGAGUGAAUCUGGACUGGAACAGAGGAAAGCUGUCGUUCUCUGAUCCUUAUACUAACACACACAUACACACCUUCACACACACUUUCACUCACAGGAUGUUUCCAUAUAUUCGCACUGUUUCUAAAGUGAAGGUGUUGCCGUUGAAGGUGUCAGUGUCAGUGGAGCAGAUGAGUUGAGGAUGAUGAUAUUUCUAAUGUUGUUUCCUGUCAGUGAAUUGAAGCUGUUAAACUGCAGCUGUCCUCCUGCUGCCUCGUUGUUCCAAAGCUCUUUGUU